UCUCUCUAUUGUCAAGGACACUACCUACUGUCCAGACGCAUACAUCAAAUAACAAAUUUUGUUAUUUCUGCUUAACGAUGUUUGAGAUAUGAAAGACAGGACGACAGAUGUUACAUGCGCUUGAAAUAAAUAAGGCGUUUUAAAUGGAUUUUGAGUCCGACUUUUAGGUUGAAGAUCAUUGUUUUCUGUUGAAUCAGUCUUCCAAACCCCGUUCUAUGAAGAAUCUGAUUUUUCUGACCAUAACAUACCAACUUGUGGUUGCUAUCUGGCCAAUAACAACGUUUACAUAUAAUAAUAUCGACAACAGCAUCAAUAAUAACUGCGGGAAAAACUUUCAAUUCAAGCCAAACAGAAUAAUCUUAACUCAAAAGUCCAUUUCAGCGGGUGCUAAAUUUCUCAAAAAGUUAAAAGUAUCAUCGUUUAAAGAAUGCUACUUUAUGUGUUGCAAUACAAAUGAAUGUAGCACGGCAAUAUUUGAAUCUAAGGCUACGCAGUCUUGUUUUAUGUUUGAUUGUCGACAGCCUGGACAAUGCUUUUAUUCUAGUCAUUCCAAUUAUGAUACAAUUGUCUUAGAAGAAUCAAACGGUAAUCAGAGUUUGAAAAACAAAGUUGGUCUAAAUCAACAUUGCGAUUCAAAUAACUUGUGUGAUGAAGUUAAAACUAUAUGCUCUGAUGGGGUAUGUAUUUGCCAGUCUGGUUGGAUUGCUAAGAAAGGUUCAUGUGUUCAGUCAGUUUGUAAAUCACCAGAACUUCAAUUCCAGUGUGAUGAUUCUUCUACUUGUGUAGCUAUCUAUGAUAAAUGUAACGGAAUAGUUGAAUGCCCGGAUGGAUCCGAUGAGUUGAUUUGCCCUUCAAGAUUAAUUCACAAGCAAAAUGAAACCAAUCCGUCAUUACUGCGUAAUCAAAAACAAGGUGAAUUUGACGAGGGAAUUUUGUCUAAACCUUCAAAUGUAAGUUAUCAGCCUUUGGAAAGAUAUCAAUCCAAUCAACCAUCUUUAUUAACUACAUCUCGAAGUACUUCUCCAGCGUUGAUGGAUUUAAACGAUCUAUCUGAUCCAUUCUUUUAUCCUAGUCAAUCGAAUUAUCAUAAUGGUAGGGAACAACUGACAAAGUCACAUCCAAUCAAACCUGUUAACCAAAAACCAUUGUUCAAUGUUGAUGAUAAAGAAUCGUUCAUGCUUGAUAUAAAUAAUAAAAUUAAUGAAAAUAAUGAUAACAAUCCUGAGAUGUUUUUUACUUCAAGUGAUGAUGAUGGAUGGCAUUAUCCUAAGGGACUACUUCAUGAUGUUUCAUCACAGGGUGGUGGUGAUGUCCUUUCACAAUCAUUACCUAGAAAGCAUUUAUAUCGACCAGAUCAUCAUUCGGUACUAUCACGAAUGAAAGCAUAUGAAACAGCAGGACUAUACAGGCCCAGAUCUUUCAAUACUUUUAAAGUUGAUUAUCCUCACUCAUCACAGAGAAAUGAUUUAUCGUUCAUUCCUUAUCAUCAUUCCAAUAAUUUUAUACGUGGAUCACAUCAAGAUGAACCACCAUUUUUUCAAUAUAAUCUGGAUAGUAAACACCAAUCUGAGAUGAUAAUUGAUCCAACUGUACUGGAAAAUAUGGACUUUAUCAAUAAAUUUAGUGAAACAGGCGAUGCUUUAAAAAAGUAUCCAUUGGUUCAUGAGCCUAAACACAUUCAUCAUAGGAAUGAAUUUGAAGACAUUAAUCAAAAGGGAUCUAGUAUAGGUAAAAUCCUCCGCCAAAUGCCCUGGUACGGCCAGGAGUGGAGAGAGUCCACUCUCCCUCUCGAAAUGCUCUCACAUGACUAUGCGUAUAUAGCCUCUGCCAGAGAAGUCCUGCCAACUGCCCUCCCGUGGCGGGGGUGUUGUUUACGAAAAUGAGAGGACGAAAAGCAAAUGUCCGGCGCUUUAACCGGAUUCCAAACCAAUGGUGCACAUGGGCUCCACUAUCCUGCGGGAACAAAUGGCGUAUGAACCGAUUUUUGGUCGCCGGCUACCAUGGGACUGCAUCUCCUGAUGAUGCUCUACUGCAUUGUGGAUCAGACCUUUAGGUCAAAAGCUUUUGGAGUGGCUCCCUAAGAAAACCACCUGCUUCGGUCUAAGCACCUGAGCAGUAUCACAGCCCUCACACAUAUCGAAUGAGAUUUGUGUGGCGCAUAUGUAUUUGGUGCCUCCUUGUACCAAUAUCUGUGUUAAAAUAAAAAAUAAUAUGUUCAGUCCAUUAACUUCAUACGUAGUCUCCAAGUACAAAUAAUUUAAUCUUGUUAACGUUUAAAUAUAGCUGGGCGAGUGUAGAUAAUAUUAUAUGCAUUUGUUCUUAUGUCAUCCCAUAGUCAAACAGUAGCAGAACAAUUAUAAACGAGGGAUUGAAGGCGGUUGAUUAUGCAUCUACUCAAGACCUCAGCCUACAUGCUCUUGUCUAGGUUAGAAGGACAAUUGUAUGUAUGCACCUAUAGUUUAUGGUUCAUUUCGAUAAUUAAACUUUUCUACUUAUUUUAUUCUCAUUUGUAUGAUACGUUUGGAAGUGUAUGUCGUAACUAAGUACUACUACAGAACACAAAAUUCGACAUGCUAUGAAUACAUAUCAAUCCAUUAAUUAUUCAUCUAUUAUAAUCAACUUUUGCUGGCUAAUUAUACAUCAGUACACUAUGUGUAUAGAAUGGGUUGGUGAAUUUGUGGUUAUAGCAAUCGUCUCUCAAACAUUGAGUUACAUGUUUGAAUUUCUCUCCACUUCAAACAACCGGAUACCAUCACCAACGUUCAAGCACCCACAGUUUGGCUCAAACUAAGAUGACUAAACGUGCAUUUGACUAUAGUGAGUUAGUUGAACUGUGUGUUGAAGCAGAUAUGGAUGGUGGUUAGCAGUGGAAUUCGCACAUGGUUCAUAUAUAAUAAAAGAGACUGGUCAAUUGCAGUCCAAAUAAUCAUCAUAUAUGUAUCAAAAGGGGUUUUUGUGGACAUUAUAUUAAUUUCAAUAGUUGAGAUCAUCAGUCA
Schistosoma margrebowiei is the source of this 2996-nucleotide messenger RNA. The record is from the annotation of a GenBank genome assembly. NCBI's taxonomy places the organism in Eukaryota, Metazoa, Platyhelminthes, Trematoda, Strigeidida, Schistosomatidae.